This is a messenger RNA of Spinacia oleracea (spinach), 1137 nucleotides long. RefSeq lists its product as uncharacterized. The record is from RefSeq and is a predicted model, not a curated record. NCBI's taxonomy places the organism in Eukaryota, Viridiplantae, Streptophyta, Magnoliopsida, Caryophyllales, Amaranthaceae. The transcript has 5 exons. Bases 143 to 958 code for a protein of 271 amino acids.
AUAAAAUAAUUUUAGAUAAAUAAAUCGUAAGUGUUGAAUUGUUGAUCAUCCAUGUAUCCAUUACAGUAUUACACCGAUUGAGGGAAGAACACCCGAAAUAAACAAUCAACAAAAACCGCAACACUCCACCUCACAGGAAUCAAUGGGCCACGCAAGAGAAGCCGUAGAGGCGGCGAAGACGGUGGUUGAGGUGGCGGAGCUUGCUUGGCACGCCGCCGAACUCCUCCAUCACAACAACCACCCUGAUCACCCCAAUAACUCCUCCGGUGAACCCAAUUGUCCUAUUUCCGUCGAAGAAUUCAAGGAUAUCCGUGACGAAAACAGGCGAUUGAAGGAAUUACUGGAGCAGAAUUUGAAGCUGCUUCAUACUAUAUCAUCUUCUCCUUCGUUUCUCACUGAUUGCCCUCCUGAUCUUCACGAACGUCUUGUGACUGCCGUUGAUUCUAAAUGCUUCUUGACUCGACUUCAGUCCCUGCGUGAUGGAUCGGUGAAUGGGGCUGAAAGGGAGUUCCCUUUCAAAGAGCCUACGGGAGAAGACUUGGAAGCUGUUGAAGUUUUAAUCAAUGUUGACCAAGAAGAACCCAGUUGGUGGGUGUGGGUCACUGAUUCUAUGGUUCCUGGAGCCGAGGAACGCAGUGGUAUAGAUGACGACAAUUACGUUGUAGUAUGUGAAGAACAUGUGGUGGAUGGAGUUGCUAACUUCCUUGCCAGAUGUAUUGUGUCAAAUCCUAAGUUGCAGAAAUUGACUCCGGAGGAGCUACAGAAAACUCUGACAAGUUCUCUCGGUGGAAUGAAUAAGGUUGAAAAGAUGCUGAAUAUAUGGCAUGCUGGGAAGAUGUUCUAUGCGCUUUCUACAUGGGGACUUGCUCUGGCAGGGUUGUACCAAAGCCGUGCAGUGCUGAAACUUGCUGCUCAUGGGGUUCACCAUACUAGUAAACUUGUACUAAAGGCCAUGUGAAGAUUGUUGUCUAACUUUAAAUUACAAUUGAGAGUAUUUUCAUUCGUCUUCUGGGACUUACUGUGUUCUCUAGUUCACUAAUCAAAUUGUAAAUAGCUGUAAAUAAAACCGAUUUGUUUUCAUUCUGUGUUUCUAUGUGGAACACUCUUUGUUUCUUCAAUUAAAUCUUUCUUGUCUAA